AUGGCGUUCUUCAAGGAUUACCUCUCACUUGUUGACAUCGCGAACCUGCGUCAGCCAGUGGCGGUCUCUCUUCCGGCGCCUUACUGCCAUGACUAUUGGAUGCACACGCCGUCGCGCCAGUUCUCGACUUUAGCCAGUCGAGCUACAUUUGGACGGGAGAGCAGACAGGGUCUGCCCAUACUGCGCCUCUCGGCAUGCGUCCAUUCCGCAGGGAAACCCCUUCUUCAGCCACGAAAUGUCCCAUUUGCAGACAAGUGUCCCAUCUUCGUCAAUGGUGGCCAAAUCGGCACUGGGAGAAGUCCUCAGAACGGAGCCGUCAUCUACACGGCUGGCCUGAACCCUGAGGGCCAGAACGUCUUCGCCAUCGGCGUGAACAAUACCACUUGCUGGGCUACCAUGGCUCUGAUGUAUGCGGAAUAUCCUUAUCCUGAACCUAUUGAGAAGGCCGUUGAACUGGUAAUGUCAAGACAUCUACCUGUACCCAUUGUCAGCGACUCUUCCUGGAAGACGCUUAAAGCUGUAGCACCUGGAGGCUGGACAAGCCCGAGUUUUGAUGAUUCGGCUUGGACUGCCGCGGACGUGGAGGGACCUUCGAAGCCUCGCCCUGGGGAACUCCGCCACUGGCUCCAGACAAAUGAGAGUGUCUCAAGUGGGAGCCCUCCUCGUGGCCACAGACCCUUCCGCAAGACUUUCACUUCGCCGUAUGGGAAAGCUGCCGUCUGCGGCACGGUCGUCCUCUCCAUGGAGGGCUCCUACACGCUCUACGUCAAUGGUAAGCCUAUCGGGACCGGGUCGGAUUGGACAGCUAUGCAGGCGUAUUCGAUUCUGCAGUUGGAUCCGGGUGUGAGUGUUGUCGCUGUGGAUGGGGAGAACCUUAGAGAUGAUAUUGCGUACAAUGACGGGACGUCGGAGACGUACUAUAUUUAUGGGUCGUGGAAGACGCUGAAUGCGCUUCCUCCUGCUGGGUUCGAACGGCCGGAUGCGGAUGAUAUCCCCUUGUUCGGCCGCGAUUAUAUGGUAAUGAGUACUGGAGAGGACGGAUACAAGACAAUUGUGCCUUUUGUUAUCGCUAUGCUGAGAACGAAAGAAUUCGCGGGCUCGGCAUUGUACAACACAAAAGUCUGA
Guyanagaster necrorhizus is the source of this 1125-nucleotide messenger RNA. RefSeq lists its product as uncharacterized. The transcript has 9 exons. NCBI's taxonomy places the organism in Eukaryota, Fungi, Basidiomycota, Agaricomycetes, Agaricales, Physalacriaceae. Bases 1 to 1125 code for a protein of 374 amino acids. The record is from RefSeq and is a predicted model, not a curated record.